Gorilla gorilla gorilla (western lowland gorilla) is the source of this 1261-nucleotide messenger RNA. RefSeq names its product keratin associated protein 9-1 (gene KRTAP9-1). Lineage: Eukaryota; Metazoa; Chordata; Mammalia; Primates; Hominidae. The coding region runs from base 41 to 778 and encodes 245 amino acids. The record is from RefSeq and is a predicted model, not a curated record. The transcript has a single exon. Gene Ontology annotation, cellular component: keratin filament.
CUCACCUCUGAACAGGAGCCCACCCUCCACCCCUGACACCAUGACCCACUGCUGUUCCCCUUGCUGUCAGCCUACAUGCUGCAGGACCACCUGCUGCAGGACAACCUGCUGGCAGCCCACCACCGUGACCACCUGCAGCAGCACACCCUGUUGCCAGCCCUCCUGCUGUGUGCCCAGCUGCUGCCAGCCUUGCUGCCACCCAACUUGCUGUCAAAACACCUGCUGCAGGACCACCUGCUGCCAGCCCACCUGUGUGACCAGCUGCUGCCAGCCUUCCUGCUGCAGCACACCCUGCUGCCAGCCCACCUGCUGUGGGUCCAGCUGCUGUCAGCCUAUUUGUGGGUCCAGUUGCUGUCAGCCUUGCUGUCACCCGACUUGCUAUCAAACUACCUGCUUCAGGACCACCUGCUGCCAGCCCACCUGCUGCAGGAACACCUCUUGCCAGCCCACCUGCUGUGGGUCCAGCUGCUACCAGCCAAGCUGUGGGUCCAGCUGCUGCCAGCCUUGCUGCCACCCAACAUGCUGUCAAACCAUUUAUAGAUCCACCUGCUGCCAACCAUCCUGUGUGACCAGCUGCUGCAGCACACCCUGUUGCCAGACAACCUGUGGUGGGUCCAGCUGCUGUAGCCAAACCUGCAAUGAGUCCAGCUGUUGUCUGCCUUGCUGCCGUCCCACCUGCUGCCAGACCACCUGCUACAGGACCACCUGUUGCCGCCCCAGCAGCUGUUGCUGCAGUCCUUGCUGUGUCUCCAGCUGCUGCCAGCCUUCCUGCUGCUAAUCCACUUGCUGCAGACCCACCACCCACCAGAGACAUAUUUCCUGAAACAUUUUGUCAAAGUUCCUAUUCCACCAAGAAACAUUUCCUAAGCUUUUCUGAGAAACAACAUUCUGACACUGAACUUUGUGAUCAUCUUCUUCCUACCAUGCUUGGGAUUCUGCUGAAGGUAUGCAGUCUACCUCACUUUCAUUCUUCUUCAUUCCCUCUGUGUUAAUGUACCAGAUGGUGGUCAGUCAGCUCCACCUAACUGACAUGGAUACAUGGUCUCAGCCACAGAAAGUGGUCAUCAGCUUUUGCCCCUAUGGAACUUAAAAAAAAUUCUUAAGACUGCAUAUCUAACUCUCUAUAAUGAUCAAUAUUGAUCAUCUUUUUAGAUAUAUGCAUUUUAUUUAGUAGCCUCUGCCAGAUUACUAAACUCUUUCAUGAUCACUUUUAAUUGUCUCCCUACCUGGUCUUUCCUAAUAAAAUUUAUAUUAUCCUGCA